Messenger RNA from Physella acuta, 2930 nucleotides. RefSeq names its product zinc finger protein 12. Lineage: Eukaryota; Metazoa; Mollusca; Gastropoda; Physidae. Gene Ontology annotation, molecular function: DNA-binding transcription factor activity, RNA polymerase II-specific. The record is from RefSeq and is a predicted model, not a curated record. Gene Ontology annotation, biological process: regulation of transcription by RNA polymerase II. Gene Ontology annotation, cellular component: nucleus.
ACUAAUAGUAAAAAUGAUGAAUUUAUGAAGUCAACAGGGGCUCUAGCUAAGAAUUUCUUAGUAUGAUGUCAAAAGUUGAAUAAUGGCAAAGAGAACACCUCAUAUGUCAUCUCCAGAUGCUAGAAAUAAUUUCAAAACGAAGAUUACAGACAGUUUGCCUCUUCUUGGCUUUUUAAACAAUGAAGACAAAGAAGAUAUCUGGAGAUUCUGGAAAACUAUUUCCUCUGCUGUGAAAAUUGCUGUAAAUGGCAAAGGUGACUUUGUGGAUACACCUCGCAGAAAUUCCAAGGUAGCAAAAUAUACUAGGGAGAGACAGUUGGAAGAAUAUCGCAUUCAGCAGCUGGAUAGAAACGCUAUAACAAUUUAUGCCCCUGUUAAAUGUGCUGAAAAGGGUUACAGAAAGUAUCAUGUCUUAAAGUUAGCGAACCAAAAAAAGAUAGCAGACUAUUACGAGACAGUGCCUUCAGUAGAAUCUGAAGCUUCAAGUACAGAGGGUAAUCUGUCAGAAGUUGACCUUGAUAAUUUUGAUUUUACGCACAUUGCUAAUAAUAGCUCUAAUACUCCAGGAAAAAGUGAGACAGAUGUAGAACCUGAACCAUCUGGUGAAAAUUUUCAUGAAGCUGUUGAUGAGGACUUGCAAUCAGUACGAAGCUAUUUCAAAGUAAACCAAGAUGCUUUGUCUGCACAAAACUCAACCUUAUUACCCCCCACAAACAAUGCAACUGAAACCAGCCCAUCCAAGGCUGAAAAAUCGAAACCCAUUAAAAAAAUUUGGCCAGUUGGGCGACCAACUACAAGGUCAUCUUCAGCUGCUCGGGUCAUCCGGGACAAAUUUGGAGACUCCCGAAAUAUUGAGCUGGAAGAUUCUAAAGAAUACAUUAAAAAAGAUUGCAUUUCACAGGCAAGAAAAGAUGAUUUAGAAGUAGACUCCAUAACAUUCUACCCUAGUGUAAAGAAAGAGGUGUCUGAAGAAGAUGAAGACUUUAACAUUACAAUAGUCCCUGUUGGUAACACUGUGAUGCAGAUCUCAGAAAGCCUUAGUGAAAAACAUUCAGGUGACAAUGAGCUCUUGGACCAGCAACAAACAAAUGAAGCCCAUGAUAUUGAAAGUGAGGUACCAAUGUAUCAUCAAAACAUUCAAAAUGACAACCUCAUGCCUACAUUCCAGUUGCAAGUAUCACUUGGUGAUAUGACUCCUUCAGACCCUCAGUGCUUAGACAGUAAUAAAGUUGUCAUUGAUGCUGAUGAGCAGCUUGAUCAACGUUCUUACACAAACAAUAUUGUGGAGUUAAAUGUUGAAAUGCCGACAUCAUCAGUUUUUAAAUCUGAUAUUGAACCCCAAAGAAACGAACAGCAAAUAGUCCUUCAGAGUCAUUUAACACCCCGCAAUGCUUCUGAUAUAGAAACUAUCAUCUCUGCACUUGAGGAAGAGCUCAAGAAAGCUGGAUCUACUGGUGCCAUUGUCGACCCAAAAGAGUGUGAUAAGAAUUUGGCUUCAGUGGAUACUAUUGUGUCUGUGGCUGAUGUGCAUGAGUCCUUUGAUGAACAUUCAGGCCAGACUGUUCAAAUUCUGGAAGGGGAGGAAAUCAUUGAGGUUCAGCACGUCGGAAAUGUUAUCUGGACUUCAGAUGGUGAGGUUCAGGUACUGAGUCAAGCCCACAUGGUUGAUAAUUCAGUGGCUGUGGAGGCUGGUGUAAGCUACGAUGGCCAGCCAGUUGAAACCCAAUAUGAUGUUGUGGAGUAUGAGAUUCUAGAAGACAGGAAACUGAAAAGAGGGAGGAGGAAAAAGGUUAAGGAUGAGGCUGAUGGGGUCAAGGCAGAGGUUAUUGAUAGAACUUGCCCAAUUUGCCAUAGGGUUUUAAUUUAUGCAUCAUCAAUGUCAGCCCAUAUGAGAACCCAUACAGGUGCCCGACCCUACAGCUGUGGCCAGUGUGACAGAAAGUUUACAACUAAGGCCAACAGAGACAGACAUGAAGCCACCCAUGUGGGCCUCAAACCUUUCCAGUGCAGCCAGUGUAGUAAAAGUUUUACUGAGAAAAGGUCACUUAAGAUACACAUGCGCACUCAUACAGGGGAACGCCCAUUUGUAUGUACAAUAUGUGGUAGAGGUUUUACUCAAAAGUGUACCUUGAAAAUUCACAUGGAUCGACAUAGCAACAAGAAAGGUCACCUGUGUGAUCUGUGUGGAAAAGCUUUCAGACAAAAAUGUCAACUAGAGGUGCAUGUAAAGCGUCAUAAGCGCCAAGCCAGUUAUCCUUGUAAUGAAUGCUCAACCAAGUGCUACACCAAAGGUGAUUUGGUUCGGCAUAUGAUCAAGCACACUGGUGAAAGACCAUUUCGCUGUCAGCUGUGUAGCCGUGCAUUUACCCGCAAACAAUACCUUGUUGACCAUGAGAACCAGCACUAUGGCCGGAAGCCUUACCGCUGCAGUUUGUGCUCCGCCACCUUCCAUGAUAUGGGGUCCUGUCACAGGCAUCUCAGAAAACAUAAACAGGAUGACGAUGGUGAAAAUAGCAAAGGUCCAGUAAAAUCAGCUUUACUUAGUAGUACAGACUUUCACAGAAUCUUAGAGGGAACACAAAUAGGACAGAUUAUAAAAAUGGAUGAUGGUACGGAGGCUCUAGUUAAAGCAGUGACAGCAGAGGCAGAUGGCAGCACUGUCUAUCACAUCACGUGCCUGGGAAAGCCUGAAGACAAGCCUAAAGACAGCACAGACACGAUGGCAGGCAACUCUGAAUCCUCUGAGGAGAAUGUUCUGGAAGAUGGAGGCACAGAAGGCAGCAACUGAGAUUUCCUUUAAUCUAGUUAGAAUUUGGUUGUUUUUUUUUAUUGUGAAUCACUCUAGAAACUGAGUGACAAUUGUUUCUAACAAAUUGUAAAUGCUUAUAUUGUCCAUAUGUGAAAAAAAAACAUUUACCUGUUUAAACUCA